This is a messenger RNA of Trichechus manatus latirostris (Florida manatee), 2898 nucleotides long. Its product is annotated as paraneoplastic antigen Ma6F-like. The transcript is spliced from 11 exons. Lineage: Eukaryota; Metazoa; Chordata; Mammalia; Sirenia; Trichechidae. Bases 1 to 2898 code for a protein of 965 amino acids. The record is from RefSeq and is a predicted model, not a curated record.
AUGCUGCAGGACUGGUGCAGGUGGAUGGGUGUGAAUGCACAGCGCUCGCUGCUCCUUCUGGGCAUCCCAGAAGACUGCGAGGAGGACGAGUUCCAGGAGGCUGUGCGGGCUGCCUUAAUGCCCCUGGGCAGGUACCGCGUGCUGGGCAAAGUCUUCAGAAAGGAACUGGGGACCAAGGUCGCCUUGGUCGAAUUCGCUGACUACUUAAACCGAAGCUUGAUCCCGCAACAGAUACCAGGCAAAGGGGGGCCCUGGAGGGUGAUCUGCCUGCCCCAGGUUCCUGAUGUCGAGCUACAGGAGAGACUCACUUUCCCUGUACAGCCCCAGGAGCAAGAAGUGGCUGGUGGGGCAGGUGAGGUAGGAGCUGCAGGUGAUGCAGGAAUUGCAGGUGAGGCAGGAGCUGCAGGUGAGGCAGUAGCUGCAGGUGAGGCAGGAGCCCCAGACGAGGCAGGAGCCCCAGGAGAGGCAGGAGAUGCUGGUGAGGUAGGAGCUGCAGGUGAUGCAGGAAUUGCAGGUGAGGCAGAAGCCCCAGGUGAGGCUGAAGUCGCAGGUGAGGCAGGGGUCCUAGGUGAGCCAGGAGGCCCAGGUGAGCUAGGAGGCCCAGGUGAUGCAGGAGUUGCAGGUGAGGCAGGGGCUGCAGGUGAGGCAGGAUAUGAAGAUGUGGCUGAAGCUGCAGGUGAGGCAGGAGCUGCAGGUGAGGCCGACACCUGGGCGCAGCAGUGGAGGCACGCCCUACAGCCCAUGCUGGAGAGCCUGGCCUACCAGGAACUGAGACCCUUUUCGGGGCGAGAAGAGCCAGGCCCCGGGGAAGAGCCCUUUGAGGGCUGGCUGGACCACGCCUACGACAUGCUGUACCUGUGGCGCCACGUGUCGGAGAGGGAGAAGAGGAGGAGGCUGGUGGAGUGCCUGAGCGGCCCGGCCCUGGACCUCCUGUGUGGCCUCCUGGCAGAAGACCCCGGCCUCCCCGCGCAGGACUGCCUGGUGGCCCUGGUGCAGGUGUUUGGGACCCAGGACACGCGCAUGACCGCGCGGCUCAAGUUCCUCACCUGCGCCCAGGAGCCUGGGGAGAGCCUGUUUGCCUAUGUGAUGCGCCAGGAAGGCCUGCUGCAGACGGCCAUGGAGAAGGGGGCGGUGCACCCGGCCAUCGCGGACCAGGUGCGUGUGCGGCAGGUGCUGAUGCGGGCUCAGCCCAAUCGCACGCUGUACAGCAAGCUGAGGAGGAUGCGUAUGGAGGGGCGGCCUCCUGGCUUCAUGGCGCUGCUAGGGCUCGUUCAGGAGACCGAGGCAUGGGAGGCUGCCCAGGCCAGGAGGGAGCCAUCCCAGGUGGAGGAAGGGGCCCACGCAGCCGGUGGAGCCCCAGCCAUCAUCCAGGCUGACCCAGGCAAUGAAGAGGCUGUCGGGGAGGCAUCAGGCAGUGAACAUGCUGCCAAGGCCACCACAGCCAAGGAAGAUGCCGGCCAGGCCAUCCCGGCCAAUGAAGAUGCCACCGAGACCACUGUAGCCAAUGAAGACGCCGCCGAAGCCGCCCCAGCCAGUGAAGGCGCCGCCCGGGCCGUCCCGGCCUGUGAAGAUUCCGCGGAGGCUGCCCCAGGCAGUGAAGAGGCCAGUGAGGCUGUUCACGACACUGAAGACACCUCUGAGGCUGCUCCAGGAGCCGAUGCUGCUGUAAAGGGCGCCCCUGUGACUCAGGAAGAUGAAAGCGCUCCCGCCCCAGCUCAGGUGGGCAGUGCUCCCGGGGCAGGCCCGGGAGGUCCAGGCAUGUUGUUCUCUGCCUGUCCCGUGGGGUCACGGGACAAGGCCAUGCCCCAGCGACCUGCUAGAUUCCCACCAAGUGCCCAUACUGUGUGCGCCUGCGCGCGUGUGCGGCUCCACGAGCCUGUGGCCGUCGUGUAUGCGCCUGCGCGCACCGCCAUUUCCUCAGCCGCGGGCUCGGCGCAGUGUCCGCCCGGAAAUGCGACGCCUCAUGUGGCGAACAAGGACGAAGAGAAUACUAACCUCACAGGACGCUGGGCACAGUGGGUGAGCGGGCAGGAGCACCCAGACCAGCAGAGCCUCUGCCUGGAGGGUGGUCACUUUCUCUCUCCUUAUGCUUCCAUCUGGGACCUGACCGACAGAGCAGAAUCCACAGCAGGGGAAGGCAGGUCCAAGGGGUUGGGCUCCAAGAGGAGGAAGGAACUUCCCAGGACGCGGGACCUGCAGGGCACACCGGGAAAGGCCCAGGCAAACCCGGAAGCUUGGUCACCCUCCUUGGGGCUGGCCACUGACCUCGGGCAGCCUCAGACGCUUGAGAGAAUCACCUUGGCCCGUGCCCACAGAGGCCAAGGCUUGCUGUCCACACGGGCUGGGCGGACAUCCUGGGUCACACACUCUGUGGAUGUGUCUGUACCCGUGGGCACGUGGGUCGGCUCCACUGAAUCCCACCUAGACCAGGUACUCCUCACAUGGGACAGCUACAGGAGCACACGUGGACGGGGACAACGGAGACGGGCAGGGAAGGCAGGGGAAGGAGCCCCAGAGCGCCCCAGCUCUGCCGCGGCCCAGAACGCAGCGCUGGCGGGUGCCACUCGCGGACUCCCCGGGGAGCGGACCCGUGGCCACGUCUGUGCCCCAGGGGACGUCUCGGGCGGUGCGGGGUCCGAAGCCGAGCGGCGCAGAGGGACGGCCUCGCCUGGGCCAGCGCCCCCUGCGGGAGAGGGCCGAGACCGCGGCGAGCAGGCGCGGGGGCCACGUGCCACGCUGCGGCGGGCCGGACCCGAGAGGGUCGCAGGGCCGACAGACCCACCGACCGAGCAAGACCGCGCCGCCCCCGCGUCCCUCCUGCCGGGAAGGCGCAGCCCAGAGAAGGCCGCGGAGCCGGGCCUCUGGGAGUUGGCCCAGAUUAAGCGCAUCCCGCACUGA